Molecule: messenger RNA, 1038 nt
Organism: Soboliphyme baturini
Lineage: Eukaryota; Metazoa; Nematoda; Enoplea; Dioctophymatida; Soboliphymatidae
Source: the annotation of a GenBank genome assembly
UUCUUGUCCAACCCUAUGUUUUGCAUGACAAUCGUUUUUCAGGAUUCUACGUCUACCAGUGAUGUUCCUUCUUCGGCGUUGCAAACAGGUUAUCUGCCAUCGGUGGAAGACCUGUUGCCUCACAAAGCGUCGCUCACUUGGACCGAGUCUCCUUAUUACUUGCACGUCGUGUUGCGGCAGAAAUCUGCAGCAUCCAAACAGCAAUGCGCUGCCAGCGGGGUUUGGCAGUCCCCGAAAAAAAGAGAGGUGUGGUUUUGUAUUCCACGCGAACGAGCGGACGAAUUCUGCUCAUUCAUUCUUCGAUGUUCGGCAGAAAGCGAUAAACCGACCUUCCAUGAGCCGACUGAUGAUAGUGCGUUCGUGGUCGUCAGCGGAGGGGAAGAGAUCGGCGAUGAGCCGAUCGGUCUCUACAACAAUCUGUCGCUGAACCGUGAAUGGGAGAUCGUGACGGUCGAGGAGGUAAAGCGACGGUUGUCGCUGUUUGACGUAGCCGAUUCUUUUGGGCUACCCCUUCCUGAAGGAUCCGACGAAUCGAAGUUGUUGGACGAAAGUUUGAUACGUAAAAUCAUGGAAAUUUUGCCCGCCAGAGCUCAAGGGUAUCCAUGGAUUCUACUUUACUCGAGUGAUAGAGACGGAUUUGCUUUGUCCACGUUGUAUCGUUCUGCAGGUGCUUUCAAAGAAAAAACUUCCCCUUGUUUAUUGGUGAUCAAGGACUCAAAGGGUCGGCUGUUCGGUGCGAUCGUCAACUGUCUGUUGCGCAUGUCGGAUCACUUUUAUGGCAGCGGUGAGUCACUGUUGUUCACUAAUUUCCCUGAGUUUGACGUUUUCCGUUGGACCGGCGCCAACGAUUUCAUCGUUAAGGGCAGCAUCGAAAGUAUAGCCAUUGGCGCUGGUAAGGGCCUCUACGGCUUAUGGCUCGACAGCGACUUGUACCACGGUCGCACUGAGCAUUGCGAUACUUUUGACAAUCGUCUCUUGACUGACAUGGACUUUGUUACAGCAGGCGUCGAACUAUGGGGCUUCAGUCUUGGUCUCUGA